UAACGAUUUAUUACUUAUUUUCUGUUCCAAAUAAGGAAGUAAAUUUGAAUUCAUUGAAAUAAAAAAGAAAUGAUUUGAAAACGAAAGUUGGGAAUAUUAAGAACAGUUCACAAUAAGACGUUUUCAGACUGAACAAGAAAAAUGCCUGAAAUUGUUGUAUAUGUUUGGCGCCCAUCUGGAGAUUAUGUCGGCCAUAGCUCCUUGCAGUUGAGUGAUGGUACCUAUAUAAGUUGGUGGCCUGAAGGAGACUGUGGUCCUACCAAUCCUCGAGCAAAAGCUGCGCCCAAUGAUUCCCUUGAAAACGAUAUUAAGGCAGAAGGCAAUAGACAGCCUCAUGCCUACAGGAUUAAAGUAUCAAGUGAAGAGCAAAAUGCUAUUGUUCGGUGGUGGACAAACUUCAAGGCGAAGGCAGACUACCAAUUCAUUUCAAACAACUGUUCAACAGUAGCUUACUACGCACAAGAGGCUGCUUUCCCAUUUCUUUCAAAGCUAAAUGAUGAAAUUCCAGUAUGGGUACCAGGGGCUAUUGAAAUGGUAGCACAAGAUUUGGCUGCUGGGAAAAGAAGUUUUGACCAAAAGAGAAUCGAUGAAAUAAAACAGGCCGUGAAAGAUGAGGUAAAAAGACUAUCCGGAGGAUCAAAGAAAGCCAACAACCUCAAAAUAGGCUUUAAAGGAAGGAAGUAAAGUUAAUUUUAAAAGGAAUAAAAACAGUAGUUAUAAUUGAAUUACACAAAUUACUUAAACAAAGUGUAGUGUUUAACUAGAAAUUAUUACAUUCAUUUAUCAAAAUAUAAAUUGAAAUAUCUGGCUAUAAGAUACAUGUAUUUAUUUUAAUAUUGACCUCUUUAAAAGAUGUUACCUUAAAAAGACAUUAUGCUCAUUUUUUCUUUGUCAAAUUGAGUUGAGUUAAAAAUAUUUUUCAAAAGAUUUACUAUUUUGAUGGUGUUUUAAUUAUAAUUGACCAAAAGAAAAAUUUGGGACAAAACAUAAAAAUGCCCUUAAAACAUAAAAAGACUGUCCCGCUAUUUUUUAUCAACUGAGUGUCAAUGAUAAUUCUGAAGGAUAUUUUUAGACAUUUCCGUGUGCCACAAAAAACUAUAAGGAUAGAAUAUGAAUUUGGAAACAAAUAUGGUAAAAUAUAAACUAAUUUCGACUUUCAACUGUACCCUCAAAAGUUACACUUGGAAAGGCAUAAUGUCACUUUAAGACGAAAGUUUGGUCAGCAACAAGUAUAGAACUUUGUCAGACUGCAAAUAUUGUUAUAUGUUUUCUUUCUGUUUGCAUUUAUCUUCACCUUUUUCAAAUCUCGUAAUACAAAAACCAUAAAAUGUUUGUAGAUGCAGCAAAUAAAGGCUAUUUUUAUAUAUUUA
Ruditapes philippinarum (Manila clam) is the source of this 1370-nucleotide messenger RNA. RefSeq lists its product as uncharacterized. Bases 142 to 684 code for a protein of 180 amino acids. NCBI's taxonomy places the organism in Eukaryota, Metazoa, Mollusca, Bivalvia, Venerida, Veneridae. The transcript has 2 exons. The record is from RefSeq and is a predicted model, not a curated record.